Messenger RNA from Diabrotica balteata, 3111 nucleotides. The record is from the annotation of a GenBank genome assembly. NCBI's taxonomy places the organism in Eukaryota, Metazoa, Arthropoda, Insecta, Coleoptera, Chrysomelidae.
CAGCAAACGAGCAUAAUGUAGAUUGACAGUUGGGCGUUUUAAUAAAAUAAUCUUUAUUUUUUUAAAAUACCGGACUGGUCUCUCUUACAAUAAACUAUUUAAAGUAGUGUAGUUUUUGUAAUUUAUUGUUAUUGAUAGUUUUUUAUACAAUUUAGGUAAGCUUUCCCAUAAUCGAAUAUAAAAGUAACGGUAACUAGUGAUGGAAGGCAUUGGUAAUAGACUCUGGAAUAUGCACUUUCGUACAAAAAUAAAAGUAUCUUUUGAUGCACCACUAUCGUUUUAGUUAUUUUUGAUCGAAUCGGCGUAGUAGUUGCUGUACCGACUCCGAACCAUUGAUUUUCCCUACCUCCCAGAAACGCAUGUGUAAAGUUAGAAUCGAAAUGUCUAUGUCUUUUUAUUCCAUGACUCACUAGUUACCAUAAGCCAAUUCACAAUUAAAAAUGGAUGUGAUUUUAGAUAGACCGAAACCGAGUAUGGCAGACAGAAAAGCGGAAUUAGAACGUAAGAAAGCCAAACUACAAGCACUUAGGGAGGAAAAGGAUCGUCGACGUCGGGAAAAAGAACUGAAAGAAGUCGAAGAGGCUGCCAGCAGAACUCUUUUGGGUGGAGGUGGCGAUAGGAAAGAAUUAGACGAUUUACUUAGGGAAGUUGGAGUAGCCCCUGUUUCUGAAGUGUUUUCUAGUAUAUCCAGUGCAAAUUCACUCACGCCAGAGCCUAGUCGAAACCACACACCAGACACUUCACUGCAACCGCAUAUUUUAACCAACAAUGUAACAGCUGUAAAAAAGAAGCUUCCCCAACUUACAGUUGUUCCAGUACAAACUACAAACAUUCCCCCCAAGGAAGUUGUUGUCUACACGAAGCAAACCCAGACAACAACUACUGGACAUGAUGUCAGAGACGUUUUGACGUAUGACGAUGGCCAAGAAGGCGAGGAUGAGGAGGGCAGUUUACCGCCACAUCUCGGAGGAUAUGGUGGGAGCAAGCUGCCGCCUGGAAUCCUACCGCACGGUCUUCCCCAAGUCAAGGAGGUCCAGCCAGCGGUUACGGCUUUGGAACAGGAACAGAAGAAGGAGGAAGUAAAAGAAAUUAGGGAACUGAGCGAGGAAGAGAAACAGAUGAUCAUACUUUCAGAGGAAUUCCAACACUUCAUAGAUAGGGCCGGGAGAGUGAUGGAGAGGGCUCUGUGUGAAAGUGUCGACAUUUAUAUGGAUUACACAGGCAGCUUAGGAGAGGAAGGACUGGACGAAAAAUCUCACCAACGUAUUUCGUUUCACCGAAACUUCUUCGAUGAACGAUGGUCCCGAAAUCGCACCGUCACAUCUCUAGACUGGUCCCCACAAUUCCCCGAACUCCUUCUUGCAGCUUACAACAAUAACGAAGAAUCUCCCAACGAUCCGGACGGUGUCGUACUAAUUUGGAAUACCAAAUUCAAAAAGACGACGCCGGAGUACGUAUUCCAUUGUCAAAGUGCCGUAUUAUCAGCAACGUUCGCCAGGUUCCAUCCGAAUCUCAUACUUGGAGGAACGUAUUCGGGGCAGAUAGUGUUGUGGGACAAUAGGGUACAGAAAAGGACACCCAUCCAAAGGACUCCUUUGUCUGCUUCGGCCCAUACACAUCCUGUAUAUUGUAUGAGCGUCGUAGGCACGCAAAACGCACACAAUUUGAUCAGUAUCUCCACUGAUGGCCGACUCUGUUCUUGGUCUCUGGAUAUGCUGGGUCAGCCUCAGGAAAUAUUAGAACUACACAGAAUGCAAUCCAAACCAGUCGCGGUAACAUGCUUGGACUUCCCCCAUUCGGACGUCAACAACUUUGUGGUGGGAAGCGAAGAAGGAUCUGCAUAUUCGGCGUGCAGGCACGGGGCAAAAGCGGGAAUCACGGAUACUUACGAUGGACAUCAAGGUCCUGUAACUGGGAUCAGCGUGAAUGGUGUCCAAGGCGGUAUAGAUUUCUCGCAUAUGUUCCUCACGUCGUCGAUAGACUGGACCAUCAAGUUAUGGAGCUUAAAGGAUUCAAAACCAAUAUACUCAUUUGAAGACAACGGCGACUAUGUUCUCGACGUGAAAUGGUCACCUACGCAUCCAGCCCUAUUCGCAGCAGUAGACGGCAGUGGUCGAUUAGAUUUGUGGAACUUAAAUCAAGAUACGGAAGUGCCUGCGGCUAGUAUCAACGUAGAAGGGAACCCCGCAUUGAACAAGGUCUCAUGGACCCCCAACGGCCUUCAAGUAACAGUCGGUGAUAAUCAAGGAAAGAUAUGGGUGUACGAUGUCGCAGAGACUUUUGCCCAUCCUAGGCACGACGAAUGGAACAAAUUCCUUUAUACGACGCAAGAACUAAGGAAUAACCAAGUCGAUGAUGAUCUAGAAAAAUUAAAUAUUUCUGUACCGAAUACGUCGCUAGGCAACAUGACUUCUCUAUCGUUAACGCCCCUUCGAUAAGUAAUUUAAAUAAAUCCAUAGUCUAAUUAUAUAAUUAAAUAACGAGGACGAGGCAGAUGUAUAAUCUAUUGAGCCACAAGAUAGGAGGAGGUAAAAAGUCACAUGGUUUUGAGUCUGUGAUAAAAGAGGGACGUAAGUUUAUUGUAGAGUACCUUUUCCUUCUGCUGUAAUGCAUUUUGCAAUUUUGUUAUUUUCUUCUAUGAUUUAAAAUAUUUAUAUGCCGGCAAGUAGUUUAUUUCUCUUAAUUGAUAAAAAGCUGUUUUGUGAACAGAAAUAAUACCAAAAGAAUCCAAAGCAAGAACAAAAAUAUCACAUGAGGAAAUUCUGUUCUAUCGAAGGCAGGGAUAGAAGAAAACAUAUGUAAAAUGCAAAAUUCCGGUGUAUUGUCUUUAUUUUGUAUAGUAACUUCCUUCUUGUGAUUUGAUGGUUUAAACAAAGCCCCCUACUCGUUCAUAGCGCUUCUAGCCCAUUUAUGCAUGCGAAAAAUCUAUAAAUACCAUUGGGAGAUGUGUGUAGUGUCCCUGCCAAAAAUAACCCAUGUUAAGUUAAAAUUGGUACUUAACAGAAAAAUUGUAACAACACGAACCGUUUUUAUUGCUAAGUUUAAUUUAUAUAUUUGAGAAAAAUGUAGCUUAUAUUCUGUAAAUAAAAAACUGUUUUUUUAUUAAUGCAA